GGCAACGCCUUUCGCCGGGGCGAGCGCCUUCCCGCCACACCCAUCGCUCGGUCGCCCGCCCUCCCGCCCGUCUGUGCUUUUGCCUCCUCCCCCGCUUGUCUCGGGGCUGCCUCCUUUUCCCCGUCGAGCCGUCAGUCAUGAGUGACGGGAUUCACGCCGUUGGCCACCUGCUCCCCCCAGCUGGGGUGGCCCUCUUUGAGAUGCUCCUCGGCAGCGAGGAGUGCACUCGGGUUUUCCUCCUUAAGCGCGACUUCAGUACGUCGCGCUCGACUGUCCCGGCUGUUCUUGUGCCGCUUCUUCCUCCGAGCUGGGUCCUGUGAAACUGACACCGUCGGCUCGCGCUCCCUCCCUCCCCUGCCCGCCCACGGCAGCCGACCCGGUCUGCCUGUCGCUCAUGCUGAGCAAGUGCCUCUCCUAUGCCAUGCUCCUGUCUGGGGCCAUCAUCAAGGUCCCGCAAAUCCUCAUUAUCCUGAAGAACCGGCGCGCGGCCGGGCUCUCGCUCAUGUCUUUGGUCAUGGAGCUGGUGUGCUACUCCAUCUCCAUCACCUACAGCUACCGUCGUGGGUUUGCCUUCUCCAGCUACGGCGAGACCGCUCUGAUUGCCGUGCAGGAUAUCUCCCUCAUCUUCCUGGUUCUGGCCCUGUCCAAUCGCCUUGGUUUGCUGGCCCUUUCGCCGGUGCUCCUGGGUCUGUGGGGCGCCUUCAUGUUCUUUGCCACCGGUGACAUGCUGAAGCUGAUGCAGAGCGCCACCAUCCCUGUUCUCCUCCUGAGUCGCCUGCCGCAGAUCAUCAGCAACUUCCGGAAUGGGCACACCGGCGACCUGUCGGCCAUUGGUGUGUUUGCCUUCUGCAUUGGUCCUCUGGCGCGUAUCUUCACCACGCUCAAGGAGGCCAACGACCCGAUCAUCCUCCUCGGCUUUGCCCUGAGCCUCCUGGUGAAUGGCACCCUGGCCGCGCAGAUGAUUUAUUACUGGAACAGCCGCCCGGCCGCCCAGAAGGAGGACUGAUCCGCUGGCACCUACGCAUAAGGGCGUGACAAACCGGCUGGACGUAGAGCUCCACGAGGUGGAUCACGCGACACAACACAGUGGAAUGUACCUGGCCUGCCUGGCCCCGGCUCCUUGUGCACCCCGGCCGCGGGGCGCUUCCUUCGUC
Messenger RNA from Fonticula alba, 1154 nucleotides. RefSeq lists its product as hypothetical. The transcript has 3 exons. The record is from RefSeq and is a predicted model, not a curated record. The coding region runs from base 395 to 1006 and encodes 203 amino acids. NCBI's taxonomy places the organism in Eukaryota, Rotosphaerida, Fonticulaceae.